This is a messenger RNA of Rodentolepis nana, 1947 nucleotides long. The record is from the annotation of a GenBank genome assembly. Lineage: Eukaryota; Metazoa; Platyhelminthes; Cestoda; Cyclophyllidea; Hymenolepididae.
AUGUCGUUGAUACGGCCCAAAGUAGCUGACGCUCUUUCCUAUCUUGAUCAAGUGAAGGCCAGAUUCUCAAACCAAAAUGCUAUUUACAACGACUUCUUGGAUGUUAUGCGUCAGUUUAAGGCGCAAAGUAUUGGCACAGAUGUAGUCAUCCGUAGAGUGCGAGAGCUAUUCCACGGACAUCCGGACCUUAUUGUUGGAUUUAACACUUUUAUACCCCAAGGUUACAGACUAGAGGGUUCCUCUGUCUAUUCUCGAUCUUCCAGUGAAUCCUUCCCACCAGCAAGUCAAACUUUAUCCCAAGCGGAUAGCAAUUCAAGCAGCAGACUUCCAUCUUUUUCUGCCUUUCGUCACCCGGAAGGAACAACUCAUGAGCCAACUCCUACUACUUUACCUUAUCCACAGACAUCGGAGACUACUUUUUACACCCCUACAGUGACCCAUCCUCCUGUUCUACGGUCCCAAUUAACCACAACAGAGGCACAGCCGCCACAGUCUCACAGCUAUCAACGCACUGUCACUCCUAGCAAUCAAAAUGUCCUCGACAUGGUCUAUACUACUUCUCUCCCACCUCAAUCUCAGCCACCAUACAUCCCAAACGUACAUCAGUCUCCUCAAUCUCAGUCAUUCAGUCAUGCUAUAAAAUAUGUCAACCAGGUUAAGCAGCGUUUUCAGGCGCGCCCUGAUAUUUACAAACGCUUUCUGGAAAUUCUCCAGUGGUAUCAACGUGAGCAGGAGAAUACUGAUAGCCAUCGCAGAAAACAGGCGGAGAUGCAAGUUUUUCAGGACGUGGCCAAGUUACUGAAUGGCCAUGAUGAUUUACUGCAAGAAUUUAGUCGAUUUCUACCCGAAUCGACCAAUGUUUCUGAUGUGGAUGUUCCAACUGGAGGUAGGAAUGCACAAUAUGGUUCUGUAAGUGAACUUUCUUCAGCUGCUCACAACAGGUACGUAGGAAGUAGCGCAUCAGUUGAAGGUUCUGGAUGGAAUCGAGGUCAAGCUGACUCCUUAGUUCAUGCCGAAUCGAAGAAGCUCAAACGUGGUCCCGGAGCCUCAACUUCUCAAGGUUAUGGGCAAGGGGAACCGGUACCUAUUAAGAAAUCCCGUCAGGAACCAAGAGAUAUGAGCCUGUCUGAUCUCGGAAUAUCUGCAGGUGGACCUGAAGCCUCUCUAUUGCUUAGGAUUCGUAAUGCUUUAGAAGCUGAAAACUCGGGUCGAUUCUACCAGCAAUUACUCCAAACCCUCAACCUUUACAAUCGCAAAAUGUUGAGUGAAAAGCAUUUAAUGGACACUGCAAACACUACUCUUUAUCGUUUUCCUGAAUUAAGUCGUCAAUUUUAUGAUAUCUUCGUUUUGCCUCAUAGCGAAUCUGGCGCAUUGGAUUCGUACAGGUCUCCAGAACGCGAUGAUUUAAUAAAUGACGAUGAUGCAAAGGGUUAUAUCCCUAAUAGUGUGGUGUCGAGUCCCCACAUGCCCGAAUCUGGCAGCAAUAGGAAUCGCCAACAGCAAUCCGUUGCCCAGAUGGUGGCUGCGGUUAGCGAGCUUUCGCAAAAGCGUUUAGAUUUGGACUUUACCAAACUUCGGGUUUGUGGAGCAAGCUAUCGCAUGCUUCCACCCAACUUUAUUCAACCUAAAUGCUCUGGUCGAAUUAAGAGUUCAAUUGCUCGAGAAGUGUUGAAUAACACCUACAUCAGCUUCUCGUCAAUGAAUUCCGAGGAUUCGCAAUUUGUCACCUCAAAGAAGAAUCCCUAUGAGGAUGGAAUGUACCACACUGAGGAUGAACGCUAUGAAGCAGAUAUGGUGAUGGAGGUCAACAAGGCAGCUCUUCAAAAUCUUGUCGUUGUAAAGGAUAAAAUGGAUCAUAUGAACAGGGAAGACGCACAAAAUUUCAGACUGGAUGACAAUCUCGGAGGAAGUUCAGCAAUUUUGAUGAAAAAAGCUCUUCACAGGUAA